UUCUUCUCAGGUGUUUUGGGGAACGAGUUUAGUAUAUUAAGAUCCCCGGGGUCCGUUGUGUUCCGCGAUGGAAAUUGGCCUAUACCAGGAGAGCGAAUCCCAGAUGUGGCUGCAUUAUCCAUGGGCUUCUCUGUGAAAGAAGACCUUUCUUGGCCGGGCCUUGCCGUGGGAAACCUAUUCCAUCGUCCUCAGGCCACCGUGAUGGUGCUGGUGAAGGGGGUGGACAGGCUCGCGCUGCCCGCAGGCAGCGUCAUUUCCUACCCGCUGGAGAAUGCGGUUCCUUUUAACCUUGACAGUGUUGCAAAUUCCAUUCACUCCUUAUUUUCUGAAGAAACUCCAGUAGUUUUACAGUUGGCUCCCAGCGAAGAAAGAGUGUACAUGGUGGGGAAGGCAAAUUCAGCUUUUGAAGAUCUUUCAGUAACGUUACGACAGCUCCGCAGUCGCCUGUUUCAAGAAAACUCUGUUCUCAACUCCCUUCCCCUCAAUUCCCUGAGCAGGAACAAUGAAGUCGAUCUGCUCUUUCUUUCUGAACUGCAAGUUCUACAUGAUAUUUCAAGUUUGUUGUCUCGACAUAAGCAUCUAGCCAAGGACCAUUCUCCUGACUUAUAUUCACUGGAGCUGGCAGGUUUGGAUGAAAUUGGGAAACAUUACGGAGAAGAUUCUGAACAAUUCAGAGAUGCUUCUAAGAUCCUUGUUGAUGCUCUACAAAAGUUUGCAGAUGACAUGUAUGGUCUCUAUGGUGGGAAUGCAGUGGUAGAGCUGGUGACUGUCAGAUCGUUCGACACAUCCCUUGUGAGGAAGACCAGGACUAUCCUUCAGGCAAAACAAGAGAAGAACCCAUCAAGUCCCUAUAAUCUUGCUUAUAAGUAUAAUUUUGAGUAUUCAGUGAUUUUCAACAUGGUACUUUGGAUAAUGAUCGGCUUGGCCUUGGCUGUGAUUAUCACCUCUUACAAUAUUUGGAACAUGGAUCCUGGAUAUGAUAGCAUCAUUUACAGGAUGACAAACCAGAAGAUUCGAAUGGAUUGAACUUUCCUUAAGUCAAACUUAGAAAAGGGGUUUGGAAAUUGGCUGUUUUGUGAAAAUAAAUCUUUCAGGGUACAGUAGACAGUACACUUUAAAUGUUUUUAAAAGCAAAUUUUGUUCUCUAUUUUGUGUGUGCCUGUGAGGUUGUUUUAGAAUGAAUUAUAGUAUUGAUGUGAAUUGUUUGUGUAACAGAUUCCGUAAUAUGCUCAAUUAUGAUAUAACCAGUAAUUAUAAUUUCAUUCCAUUUAGUAUUUGAAAAUAAUGCACUGAAAUAAAUGUAAAACAUUUAGAAUAGCUUGUGUUAUUUAUGUUGACAAAAUGCACUGAAUUUAUUAAGAUUAUGAAUGCUUAACUUCCUUACAGGAUAGGUGAAAAUGCUAUUUGGGUUGUUAUGUACUAUGAGCUAUUAUAAAUGUCUUAAUUUGAUGUAAGUAUCUCUGAAACAAGAGAAGAUUUUUAACUUUAGAGCAGCUCUAGACUAUGCAUGUGCAUAUACAGUCACUCAGAUUUGGAACUGCAUCUGUUUUUCAACCUCUUGAAAGUUUGCUGAUCCGAUGGUCUAGUGUGGAUAUUAAAAAUAUUAAAGCUAAGAAGAAAUAGCUUUGUGGAGUUAUAAAUCCUCAUAAUUAUACAGAUAGGACAAAUAUUUGAGGGAUGUCUAGGGUCAUGAAUAUAAAAAUCUCUUUAUUUCAGUAACUUUUCUCUGUGUAAGUUACUAUGGUUCGUGGUACAAUGUCGUUAUCAAAGACUAAGUGUAGAUGUUCCUACUUUUGAUGUGGAAGUGGACCAAUGUCUGUGAAGAGUGACAAAUAAAGUUAAUGAUUCCAAAUCUG
This is a messenger RNA of Myotis brandtii (Brandt's bat), 1856 nucleotides long. It is a transcript of the gene ATP6AP2, whose product is annotated as ATPase, H+ transporting, lysosomal accessory protein 2. Gene Ontology annotation, molecular function: signaling receptor activity. Gene Ontology annotation, biological process: positive regulation of Wnt signaling pathway. The transcript is spliced from 8 exons. The record is from RefSeq and is a predicted model, not a curated record. Lineage: Eukaryota; Metazoa; Chordata; Mammalia; Chiroptera; Vespertilionidae. Gene Ontology annotation, cellular component: membrane; external side of plasma membrane. Bases 121 to 1026 code for a protein of 301 amino acids.